Messenger RNA from Aptenodytes forsteri (emperor penguin), 1981 nucleotides. RefSeq names its product butyrophilin subfamily 1 member A1. Gene Ontology annotation, molecular function: protein binding. NCBI's taxonomy places the organism in Eukaryota, Metazoa, Chordata, Aves, Sphenisciformes, Spheniscidae. The transcript has 11 exons. The record is from RefSeq and is a predicted model, not a curated record. The coding region runs from base 122 to 1576 and encodes 484 amino acids.
AUGCUCAGCUCGGAUUGGGCUGACCGCUCUGGAUGCACCGGGUGACAGCUGAGCAGCUCCUGCCCCAGCCCAGAGCCCAUGAAAAAGCUCGGGGCCUCCAGGUUGUGCAGCAGUGAAGAGAAUGCUCUCCAGCUUCCACCUCCGCUGCCCUCUGCCAGCUUUUAUCAUUUAUGGUUUGGUUUUCCAGGUUCAUGAGCUGCAGUCAGCUCCGCUCAACGUGACAGGACCCCCCGGCCCCAUCACUGCGCCCAUGGGCGAGGACGUGGUGUUGCCCUGCCGCUUCUCCCCGGAGCAGAGCACACGGGACACGGAGGUGAUCUGGUUUCGGGAACACUUCUCUCCCUUUGUGCAUCGUUACAAGGGGGGCCAGGACCAGUACAGGGAGCAGAUGCUUCAAUACCAAGGGCGCACCAAGCUGCUGAAGGACGGCCUCACCAAGGGCAGCGUGGACUUGAAAAUUUUCCAUGUCCAACUGUCUGACAGAGGGAAUUACACCUGCUUUGUUCGCCGUGACUCAGAUUAUGAUGAAGCUGUGGUGGAGCUGAAGGUGACAGCCAGCGGCUCUGCCCCGCUCAUCGCGCUGGAGCGCUACCAGGACGGGGGGAUCCAGGUGGCCUGCCGCUCGGCCGGCUGGUACCCGCAGCCCCAGGUGCUGUGGCAAGAUCCCCGCGGGCAGCAUCUCCCAUUCCUCUCGGAAAGUGUUACCCAGGACAAGAGCGGCCUCUUUGCAGCAGAAAGCAGCAUAAUCCUCACCAAGGGCAUGAACCAGAAACUCUCCUGCUUGGUCCGACAUGCCCUGCACAGCCACGAACAGGGAUCAUCUUUGUACAUAUCAGACCCCUUUUUCCAAAACGCCCAUCCUUGGAUGACCGCCCUGGCCGUGGUCCUGGUUGCUGUGGUCGCUCUCCUUAUUAUCGCUGUUUAUCUGUUUAAAAUUAAAGGAAAGCAGGAGAAAAAAAUAGCUAUGCAAGAGGCAGCACUGCGGGACCGUGAUGCAGAAAUUGAGAAGCAAGCUGAAGAACUUGCAUGGAGAAGAUACACAGUGCCUAUAGAAGAAGUGAAGGUGGUUCUGGAUCCAGACACAGCCCACUGUGACCUUGUCCUAUCUGAUGACUGCAAAAGUGUGAAACGAGAAGACACACGGCAGGACAUCCCCGACAUCCCUGAGAGAUUUAACCCAUGGCGCUGCGUGCUGGGCUGUGAAGGCUUCACCUCGGGGAGACACUACUGGGAGGUGGAGGCAAUGGAUGGAGGAGGAUGGACUGUGGGGGUCUCUAGAGAAGAUGUGAAAAGGAAGGGCGAGAUUGAGUUUAAACCGGAGGAGGGCAUCUGGGCAGUGGGGCAGUGGGCAGGGCACUUCCAAGCUCUCACAUCCCCUAAUCGCACUCUCCUUCCUGAAAUCCGGACUCCCAAGCGGAUCCGGGUCUCUCUGGAUUAUGAAGAGGGACGGGUAUCAUUUUUCAGUGUUGAUGAGGAGAUUCCCAUCUUCACAUUUCCACCGGCAUCAUUUGAGGGGAUAAGAGUCCACCCUUGGGUCUGGUUGGGUCCUGGGACGUGGCUCAAAAUGUGGCCCUGAUGAAGGGGAGGGAGUAAGAGAAGGCUUUUUUAGGGGACCUCAGGAGUUCAGACUCACAGAACGAUUUAGGUUGGAAGGAACUUGUGGAGGUUUCUGUUGCAACCACCUGUUCAGAGCAGGGCUAACCUCAAAGCUGCCUUAGGUGUCUUUGGACCUUGUCCAGCUGAAUUGUGUAGGAACUCCAAGGGUGGAGAUCUCUUUACUUCUCUGGACCUCUGUCCCAGUGCUGCACCUCUCUCAAGGGGAAGAAUUAACCCUUUAAGUUUGGUCAAGUUUCCCCAGUUGCAACUUGUGACUGCUGCCUUUCAUCCUUGCUCUCUACCUGUUGAACAACGCUUCCACUGAAAAGACGCUCCUGCAACAGGGAUCGCUUUUUAAAUGUACAGAAUAAAGUUACUUCAGUGG